This is a messenger RNA of Rhodamnia argentea, 1302 nucleotides long. RefSeq names its product auxin-responsive protein IAA13-like. The transcript is spliced from 6 exons. The coding region runs from base 141 to 938 and encodes 265 amino acids. Gene Ontology annotation, biological process: regulation of DNA-templated transcription. The record is from RefSeq and is a predicted model, not a curated record. Gene Ontology annotation, molecular function: protein binding. Gene Ontology annotation, cellular component: nucleus. Lineage: Eukaryota; Viridiplantae; Streptophyta; Magnoliopsida; Myrtales; Myrtaceae.
AUUGCCAAACACCAUUCUCUCUCUCUCUCUCUCCACUCACCACUCCUCCUCCCCCUUCCCAGCUUCCCCUCAAAAACGCCAACCCAAGAAGCUCUCUCCUUCACACAAACUCUCUCUCUCUCUCUCUCUCUGUGUUGUUCAUGGAACCCCCACCUGCUCGCGGCCGUGAGUCGGCCGCGCCGAAGCUCGACUCGGCGGGAGAAGAGGCGGAGCUCGAGCUGGGCCUCGGGCUCAGCGUGGGCGGUGGCGGCAAGCGCGUCUCGGCCCGCGAGCCGCGCGGCAGGAUCUUGACGGCCCGCGACUUCCCUUCGUCGGUGGGGACCAAGAGGACCGCCGACGAGUCCGUCUCGCAGGAAGGUGGCGGCGGAUCCCCCACCUCCGGAAGUCAGGUUGUAGGAUGGCCACCUAUAAGGGCAUACAGGAUGAACAGCCUGGUCAACCUCUCAAAGGCUCCUCGAGCCGAGGACGACCUAUCACCGAAUGAAAAGAGCAAGUCAAAGGAUGGUUCGGAGGACAAAAUGCGUACUGGUGGCAAGACUGAUGUUGACAGCAGAGAGCAAAGGAAUAUCGGGUUUGUGAAGGUGAACAUGGAUGGGAUCCCCAUCGGAAGGAAAGUGGACUUGAAUGCUCAUGCUUGUUAUGAGACUCUAGCUCAAGCUUUGGAAGACAUGUUCUUCCGACCUGCCAAAACUGUUGAUUUAACUGGGGUUGAAGGAAAUAGGCAGGUCAAGAAGUCCUCGAAGCUUCUCAAUGGAUGUUCUGAGUUUGUGCUAACUUAUGAAGAUAAAGAGGGAGACUGGAUGCUCAUUGGAGAUGUUCCUUGGGGGAUGUUCCUCACAGCUGUCAAGAGACUUAGAAUCAUGAGGACUUCCGAAGUGAAUGGAAUAGCUCCGAGAUUCCAACAAAGGAGCGAGAGGCAAAUGAGAAAGCCGAUAUGAUAGCGCCCUCAUCAGGAUUCUCACCCUUCCAAAUCUGACUACACGAAAGAAGCAAAUACCUCGGAAGCUUAUAAUUUAGGAAAACUAUAGACACCCGAUGAGAGCGUGCCCUGACGAAAUGUGCCGAUCUUCCUGCUAUACAUUCUGCCGACCAUCCUCCGGUUGUCUUUUAUAUUUGUUGUAUUUCCUUUCUUUAUUUUUUGUGUCUUCAAAGGGUAGAUUCAUCUCCAUCUGAGUCCUUCCGAUCUCUCCAACAGGUGGAGUCAUGAGGUGCUCUGCAUAUUUUGCUGAAUGUUUUUCGUUUUUUGGAUUCUCAUACUGUAAAUAUGGGAAUACUGAGUUAUCUAGAGGGUUUGAGUUUGAA